Penicillium verhagenii is the source of this 1056-nucleotide messenger RNA. RefSeq lists its product as uncharacterized. Bases 1 to 1056 code for a protein of 351 amino acids. The record is from RefSeq and is a predicted model, not a curated record. NCBI's taxonomy places the organism in Eukaryota, Fungi, Ascomycota, Eurotiomycetes, Eurotiales, Aspergillaceae. The transcript is spliced from 2 exons.
AUGAUUCCACUUAGGCAAUUCACUCGCCAAUGCAAUAGAGUGCGUCUGGGGUGGAAUACCCCCAUUCGCCACUUCUCUGUUUCUCGUACUGUCGCCGUGGAUGGCGACAGUCAACCACCGCAGACAGCCAAACCUGCGUCGAAGCCAAAGCUCCCCACGACUCCUCCGAACAAGCCUCGCCCUUCGAACAAGCCUCCAGGAUCCGGGCCGCAGAACAAACCUCGCCCUUCGAACAAGCCUCCAGGAUCCGGACCGCAGAACAGACCUCGCCCCGCCAGAGCUCUAGAUGCGAGAGCAUUCGCUGCGCCAAAAGCUGGUGGUGAGCAAUCCAAGAUCAUUCGUAACCCCCGGCUUCGCACUGCUCGAGGUGGAAAUCAACCCCAGGGCAAAUUCAAGCCUGCGCCUAAGAAAGGUCUACGGAAAACGCGAACUAGAACCUCAAGGAAGGCGGAAGCAGAUGAUGGCGAGGAUGUGAAUGCUGCUGGUAUCGAAAAGAUCGAACAAGAGCAAGUGAUUAAGGCUCGGCCGACGCCGGUUCGCUACGAGCCUCGGGAGAUCGAUUUCUCUACGCUCCAACAGACAUGGCCUUCUCUUCCAACCGAUAUCAACGCUCAAUCGGCUGCAGUUCUAGAAAAAAUCACCAGUCUGAGUGGCCGCUUCCCGAAUGGUUAUGUCCCUCCCUACGAACUAGGUCGACGAAUUUGGAAGGGCCAAAAUGUCUUGUUUCAUAGCGAGGCAGAAAAGAUGGAGGCCUUGGAGGAGGUCAAGCGACUGGCCCAGGCUCGCGCAGAUAAAAUCUCCCAGCAAAAGGGAGAUCUUGUGGAGCCUCGUAAUAUCGAGUUCAGUGCCAUUAACACACAAGACUCCAAGAUCUUACUGGAAACAUAUGCCCUUGGGAAGUACCCCGGCGUGGAGAUUGCUCAGGGCCAACCUGCUGUUCUCGGCGAGGUAGCAAAGAAUCUCCGCAACAAUGGAACAUACCAGACUGCGGGCAAGAGGCCACAGUUCUUGGCCAAAGUCGAAUCCUUACUGGCCUCCAGUCGGGUCAAGCGUUGA